Messenger RNA from Kuraishia capsulata CBS 1993, 1620 nucleotides. RefSeq lists its product as uncharacterized. Gene Ontology annotation, biological process: ergosterol metabolic process. Lineage: Eukaryota; Fungi; Ascomycota; Pichiomycetes; Pichiales; Pichiaceae. Bases 1 to 1620 code for a protein of 539 amino acids. Gene Ontology annotation, cellular component: endoplasmic reticulum membrane. The record is from RefSeq and is a predicted model, not a curated record. Gene Ontology annotation, molecular function: ergosterol O-acyltransferase activity. The transcript has a single exon.
AUGGAUCUUCCGGAAGAAUUGCUCAAUCUGGAGUCCAGCGUGAGCCAUCGGAGAUCCAUAUAUGCCAGCACAGAGUUCUCGGAAGACGAGAGGUCCGUUCCAUCUACCCCUAAGAGACAGACGGAUGAUUCGUCUCUAGAUUUGGUCCAGUCGCCACCAAAUUUGCCCAAAAGUCCCGCUAUUCUUUCAGCAGUAUCACAGAAGCCUAUUCUAGAAACUUCCUCAAGUCAGGAGUUCAAUCGACUGAGGUCUGCGUCUAACCAGAGCCUCAGGUUCCGAUUCCGCGAUGGCAAGCCAAAAAGCAGGUUCGCAGAUCUCAAUUCCAAGGCCCAUCCCACAAUUUUGGACGAGUCCACAGCGUUCGGGUCGAAAUUCUAUGGCUUUUUUGUAGCAAUUUGGUUUGGAGUUGCGCUGGUUGGCUUCGACUCUCUGGUUCACCAUACACUGACUAAGGGAUCCAUCCAUGAAUGGGAUAUCGCCCGAAUAAUGCGGAAAGAUGCCGUUGCGGUGGGUCUCACGGAUUUGGCGAUGUAUUUGGCGAUGUAUGUUAGUGUUGCUAUUCAGAAUAUGGUGAAGUUGAAUUGGAUCAAGUGGAGGUCUACGGGGUGGGUAUUGCAAAGUGUGUUUGAGUUUGCUCAUCUGGUGUUCUUCAUCUGGUAUGCCAACUAUAAAAAUUAUCCUUGGAUCGGAAAAGUGUUUCUGUGCUUACAUUCUUUGGUUAUGCUCAUGAAGAUGCACUCGUAUGCUUUCUACAAUGGAUAUUUCUGGAACAUCAGUCAUGAGCUACAAUUCUCCAAGAACUACAAGCAGACCAACCCUAAGUUGGAUGAAAAGUCCACCGAAUUAGUGGAAAAGUCUAUAGAGUUCUGUCAAUUUGAGUUGGACAAAAAUGGGAUGUUUCCUUCAAACCUGACAGUUUCCAACUUUUUCGACUACUCCAUGUUCCCCACAGUGGUGUACGAAGUGAAAUAUCCACGCACCGCAAAAGUGAGAUGGGGAUAUUUCUCCACGAAAGUAUGCGGAAUAUUUGGUGUCAUUUUGAUGAUGAUAAUCGUGGCUCAAAACUGGCUAUAUCCCCUGGCUAUGCAAUGCAUCGAACUGAGGGGCCAGCCUUUCAUAGAGAGGGCCAAACAGUACCCACUUAUCGUUCUAGAUUUGGUUCCCCCUUUCCUGCUCAUGUACCUGUUGGUGUUCUACCUCAUCUGGGAGUUGAUUUUGAAUGCAAUUGCAGAACUUUCCAGAUUCGGAGAUCGCAAUUUCUACGGAGCUUGGUGGAACUCUGUCACUUGGGACGAGUUUGCGAGGGACUGGAAUUCUCCAGUCCACAAAUUCUUACUGAGACAUGUCUAUCACUCGUCGAUAAGUGCGCUGAAUUUGAGCAAAGUGAACGCCACAGUCUUUACUUUCUUGCUGAGCUCAAUAGUUCACGAACUGGUCAUGUUUGUCAUCUUCAGGAAGUUCAGAGGAUAUCUGUUGGCUUUGCAGAUGUUCCAGCUUCCACUAGUGGGUAUCUCCAGGUCUAAGUUCAUGAGAGAUCAAAAGAUUUUAGGAAACGUGAUUUUCUGGUUUGGAAUAGCAACCGGCCCGAGUCUAAUGUGUUCGCUGUAUCUAACUUUUUGA